Leishmania major strain Friedlin is the source of this 1233-nucleotide messenger RNA. RefSeq lists its product as hypothetical. The record is from RefSeq and is a predicted model, not a curated record. The coding region runs from base 1 to 1233 and encodes 410 amino acids. Lineage: Eukaryota; Euglenozoa; Kinetoplastea; Trypanosomatida; Trypanosomatidae. The transcript has a single exon.
AUGUUCGCAGCACUUUCGUGGCUGCUCGACCUCGACCAAGGUCACGCGGCGUCCUCGUCGUCCACGUCCUCAUGCAGCAGUUACAGCGGCUCGUUGGACGCCGACGCAGGCGUCGAAACCGACCCGGCUGCCAACCAUACCACCUUUUCCGACGCCGGCGGCCAACUUCUGGCGGAGUUGCAUAUUUCCUCUGUCGCGGCGGCGACACUUUCCCGGAGCGCCAGCGAGGCUGCCGCUCCUCCCCGCGGUGCCGUCUACUCCUCAGCGCGGCAUCUGGAGGAGUCUUUCGCGGACCUCGAGGCGCGCAAGGCCGAAUUUUUUGCCCCGUCCCCGUGCCAGGAGCCAGCGGAGGAUGCGGGUCUCGGGCUGAGCUCCCUCACAGAGCGAGGCGGGACGCCCGUGUCGCCGUUGUCGUGCAAGAUUGUUCCAUUGGGGAGCCUGUGCGCCUACGCCAAUGAGACUGUGAGCCUGUCGCCGAUCGCGUCUCCAGUCCCUGCGCCAGUGUCGGCGACCGUCGCCACACUGCUUGCGCCGACACACGAGGACGAGCGGCUGCUUUUGGUGAGUGAGGGCGUGAUGCUCUCGGCUCGCUUGUCCUCCCCCAGCCGCGGCGGACCGCGAGCGGCAGCAGAGCGAGCCAAAAUUACCAACAACGACGGCUCUGCAACAGGCGCGAUGGGCGCGGGGGUGGCGGCGCCCACACAGCGAUCUCGCAUCCUCGACUGGGACAGGGAAAUGCACGCGCGACCGCAGGCGAGUCCGCCUCCCGGCCUUAGUGCUAACCGAGGCGAACGCGCUGUUCGCAGCGGCACAGGGGUGCAGGAGAGGAGCGAGCAGAUUGCUGAUGCCGAGCCUGGGGAAGCGCGGCUCGUACGCGGUGCAAUGAAGGCGGCGUUCAUGCUUUCUACACCCCCGCACACACCGGCUCUCGGCGCCGCCGCUUUCGCACCAGCUGCUGUGCCUCUGCACCCAUCACCCCCUUUUCUCGGCACCACCGUCGGCGCCCGCGACGCGGCGGUGCCUGGCUACUCGAUUGAGCGCAUACACGACACUCCUGCGCAGGAGGACUCCGGUGUGGUGUACCUCGCCGACGGGUUGGCGACCGUGACGUCAAUGGAUGUCGGUGAUCUGCACCGGCAGGCGGAACAGUCUUCGCCACCGCUGACGCAUCCGCUAGCAGCACAGUUGACGACGCCGUCUCACACGAAGCAGCCGCACUUCGACUUCUCCUGA